Molecule: messenger RNA, 435 nt
Organism: Heterocephalus glaber (naked mole-rat)
Lineage: Eukaryota; Metazoa; Chordata; Mammalia; Rodentia; Bathyergidae
Product: small ribosomal subunit protein bS18m
Biological process (GO): mitochondrial translation
Cellular component (GO): ribosome; mitochondrial small ribosomal subunit
Molecular function (GO): small ribosomal subunit rRNA binding; structural constituent of ribosome
Source: RefSeq, a predicted model, not a curated record
AUGGCUGCUGUGGUCACUGUUUGCAGUGGCCUAGGGAGGAAGAAGUUGACAUACUGGGUAACAGCUGCUGUCUGCCUCACAGAUUCUGGAACUCACACAGUGUUAUAUAGAAGAGCUUGUUCACAGUAUAAACAAGUAACCAGCAACAAGAACCUGCCUGUUCCAAUGGAAAAUCCUUAUAAGGAAGGCCUUAAAAAGUAUAUCUUGUGUGGGAAACAUGUAGAUUAUAAGAAUGAGCAGCUUUUGUCCCAGUUUAUUUCUCCAUAUACUGGAUGCAUUCGUGGGAGGCAUAUAACAGGUCUCUGUGGAAAAAAACAAAAAGAAGUUUCAAAAGCAAUUAACAGAGCUCAAAUAAUGGGGUUUAUGCCAGUUCCAUACAAGGAUCCUGCAUAUUGCAAAGAUCCUAAAGUUUGUAACAUCAAAUAUUGGGAAUAA